AUGCCGCAGCCGGCCAACGAGUCUUGGGGGCCCGGCCGUCCGGGCCCGGAGGCGGUGGCGGUGCCGGCCUUGUUCGGGCUCAUCUUCGCGGUGGGCCUGGUGGGCAACGCGCUGGUCGUGCUGGUGAGCUGCCAGGCGGGCGCGAGCGCGAGGCGGCGCACGGCGGCGCCGGGGGUCCGGAGAGGGAGCAACCCGACCGACGUGUUCAUCUUGAACCUGAGCUUGGCGGACCUGCUGUUGCUGCUUUUGUGCGUCCCGCUGCACGCCAGCGUCUACUCCCUCCCCGGGUGGCCCUACGGGGGCUUCGCGUGCACGUCGGGCCACUUCCUGGCGUCGGUGAGCGUCCUGGUGAGCAUCCUGACGCUGGUCGUCUUGUCCGCGGACCGCUACGUGGCCGUGGUUCUGUCGGGCCGGUGCCGCUACCGGACGCGCUCCGCCGCGCUGCUGUGCGUCGGCCUCAUCUGGACCUUGGCGCUGGCGUGCUCGGUGCCGGUGGCCCAGAACCACGUGCUGACCGGGCACCCCGGCGCCCCCAACCUGACCUUCUGCUGGGAGGUGUGGCGGUCCGGACGGGCCCGGAGAGCCUACAAGGCCGCCGCGGUCGUGCUCGGCUUCCUGCUGCCGCUCGUGCUCAUCUGCUGCUCUUACGUCACGGUUUUGUUUCAUCUUCACAAAAAGAUGAAGAACAUAUCCCAAAAGUCUGAACGUGUCAAACAAAAGACGACGCAGACGGUCUUCCUGGUCAUCGCCGCCUUCCUGAUUUGCUGGAUCCCGCAUCACGUGAUCAUCAUGUGGGCGGAGUUUGGCCGCUUCCCUCUGACGGACGCGUCGUUUGUCUUCCGCAUCGCGUCCCACUGCCUGUCCUACGGACACGCCUGCGUCAACCCCGUCCUCUACGCCUUCCUAUCCCACAAGUUUCGCCGCAGCUGCUGUCAGCUACUGGCCUGCCGCCGCCCCGGCGCGUCGCCCCCGGGAGGCUCGGAGGUGCGCCUGCGUAUGGACAACCUGCCCAGUACGCCCUCUACCACCAACAUAUGA
This is a messenger RNA of Phycodurus eques (leafy seadragon), 1038 nucleotides long. RefSeq names its product galanin receptor type 1-like. Gene Ontology annotation, cellular component: membrane. The record is from RefSeq and is a predicted model, not a curated record. Lineage: Eukaryota; Metazoa; Chordata; Actinopteri; Syngnathiformes; Syngnathidae. The coding region runs from base 1 to 1038 and encodes 345 amino acids. The transcript has 3 exons. Gene Ontology annotation, biological process: positive regulation of cytosolic calcium ion concentration; negative regulation of adenylate cyclase activity; neuropeptide signaling pathway. Gene Ontology annotation, molecular function: galanin receptor activity.